Insectozyma verbasci is the source of this 1623-nucleotide messenger RNA. Lineage: Eukaryota; Fungi; Ascomycota; Pichiomycetes; Serinales; Debaryomycetaceae. The record is from the annotation of a GenBank genome assembly.
AUGGAUAAAGUAAGGAAGAGGAAAAGUAGAGCACCAUGGCAAGAUCAACAACAACAACAAGUACAAGCAAACUCAUAUGCUAAUACCCCCCCACAGUCUAAUUCAUUACAAGUUCCGUCUAAUCCUUAUGCUGCUAGUUCUGCUAAAAAACAAGAUAGAAGAUUAUCAAUUCAUGCGUCUGCACAUCAUAGACAACAUGGUAAAUCAUUCUCACUGAUUAAUAAUGAAUCUGCACCUCCUUUACCAGAAAAUUCAGCAUUGAUUAUGUUAUCAAAUGGUUCAGCUUCAGAAAUUGAAGAAAAUUAUAAAAGUUUAUUAAAACAAAAAGAUAUAAUAACAAGAAACAUUAAAAAUAAUAUUAAUUUAAAUCAACAAAAUAUAUUACAAUUAACUAAUGAUUUAAAAAUUGUUCAAGAAGAAUUGGAUUCUCUUCGAAAUUCAACAAGACAGGUACUUGAAGUUACGAAUUUUUUUAAAGAAUCAGCUGAAAAGAAAUUAUCAAUGGAAUUUGAAUCAAAAACAAAUACACCGCAAACUAGUAAAUCUCAAGAUAGGAGUUCAAUUGUAAUAUUGGAAAAUUUAUGGAAAAAAGAAUUACAAAGUCUUUAUAAACAUGUUGAUGGAGCUUCUAAAUUCAUUCAACCAACACCUGGACGUCAUGUAAUUGCAGAAUCUGGAAGAUGGAUUGAAAUUAAUCCUGGAAGUUGGAAAAAUGGAAAUGCUUCUCAUUUAUUCAUACUUAAUGAUUUAAUAUUAAUUGCUAAUAAAUCAAAUGGUGAUAAGAAAUUACACGCAACUCAAUGUUUCCCGAUUAAUCAAGUUUCAAUAAGACAAAUAACACCACCAAAUAAUAUUACAGACUCAAAAUUAAAUUUCAUAAAUAUUAAAUUUCAAAAUUUAUCUUAUAUAUUUUCAAGUGAUAGAUAUGAUCAUUUUAUGAAAAUAAUGGAUGCCUACAAGAAAGGUAAAAAUGAAUUAGAACAAUUGAAUAGAACUCAAACCCCAAUUGAAUCAAAACGAAACUCAAGAAAGUCAAAACGUAAUUCAGAAGAAAUUUUAUCUACAUUAUCCACCAAGAUAGAUUUUAAGGAUAAUUUCGAUGAUAUAGAAUCAAGUAUACAUUAUAAUAACUUCACAAGAGCAUUUGAAUUAAUAACACAUGUAGAAUCAAAGUUAAAUAAAAAAAAAAUCUUAAAUGAAGAUGAAAAUUUACUUUCCCAAGUAACAAGAACGAAAUUAGAUCAAAAAAGAGAAGAAAUUCUAAAAGGUUUAGAAUUCAUGUUAAGACAUCACUGCAAUUAUAUCAAAUUAGAAAACAUCCUAGAAUUAUAUAAACGACUAAAUCAGUUGAAUAUUGGAAUUACAAUAUAUUUAAAAUCAACUCCUUUAGAUUAUAAAAAUUCUUUAGUAGCUAUAUUAACACUAAAAAAGAGAAUAAGUACUUUGAUUCCAAUCCUAAAGAAGAUUGAAAAUGAUUCUGCUAAUUCUUCAUUGAUUAUUACAUGGUGUACUGAUGAAGCUAAAAAAAUUUCAAAUUUAUUAAAUUGUGAUAAAGCUGUUUUGAUUCCUUAUCUUGAUGAAUUUAAAGAAUUGGGGAUUAAUUUGGAUUAUUUAUUUGAGUAG